Molecule: messenger RNA, 1284 nt
Organism: Arachis ipaensis
Lineage: Eukaryota; Viridiplantae; Streptophyta; Magnoliopsida; Fabales; Fabaceae
Source: RefSeq, a predicted model, not a curated record
AUGGCAAAUCUCGCUAAUACCAUGGAAGCUAAUGUUGUUGCAACUCUGCAAGCGGUGCAGAGAUUGGGCCAACCGGCCUGGAACGGAAAUGGCAAUGGGAAUGGCGAAGGGAAUGCCAAUGAUAAUGCUAAGGAUAACAGCGAUAACACGGGAGGAGUUCCGAUGACCUUGGCGACAUUCCUCAAGGCUUUGGAGCGUGCUUUACAGGCACAGCAUGUUCCUCUUAAUCAAUAUGUAGAGUUUGCCGCUUAUCAGCUAGCGGGAGAGGCCCAGCCCUGGUGGCAAGCUGAGUGUCGUUUGCUACAGCUUCAGAACGCCGACAUUCCAUGGGAGGUGUUCCAAACGGCUUUCUAUAAGAAGUAUUUCCCUGAGUCUGCAAGAGAAGCAAAGGAGAUAGAGCUAAUACAGCUGAAGCAAGGUUCCAUGUCUGUGGCAGAGUACACUAACAAGUUCGAAGAGCUUUGUAGGUUUUCUCGGGUGUGUCAAGGUGACCCGGAGUCUUACGAGAGUUGGAGAUGCGUUAAGUACCAGAGGGGUUUGAAGGACAACAUUAUGACUGAUGUGGCUCCUAUGGAGAUCCGUGUCUUCUCUGACUUGGUGAAUAAGGCUAGAGUAGUGGAAGAAUAUGCCAAGACUGUGGCGGCAUCCAAGGACACUCAUGGAGGGAGUUCUAGUCGUGGGCGUGGCAAGUAUUUUCAUCUGAGAGGACAAAGCUUCAAGAGAGGAGGAUAUACGCCUCAAGGCCAAGGGGGCUUCAGAAAGAACAAUCAGAAUCAGUUUCGUGGGUGCUUCAACUGUGGCUUGCCUGGUCAUCUUGCGAGGGAUUGCACUCGUGGGAGGAAUCAAAAUGCGAGCCAGAGUCAACAUCAAGGUCGAGUCUUUGCUGUGAAUGCCAAGGAUACUUCUAAGGCGGAUCCGUUGAUGAGAGGUAUAUGUCUAAUUGGUGAUAAGUCCCUAGUUGCAUUAUAUGAUACUGGAGCUUCGCAUUCGUUUAUUUCAUUUGAUAAAGUUGAGGAAUUAGGUUUGAAAGUGUCAGAAUUUCCUUUUGAUCUGCAUGUACAUACUCUGCAUCAAACAGUUAUGACUAGGUCAGAGGUGUUCCCGAAAGAUAUUCCUGAGUUCCCACCUCAAAGGAAAAUUGAUUUUACGAUCGAAUUGGUGCCGGGAGCCAGACCAGUGUCGGUUGCACCAUAUAGAAUGGCUCCGAUAGAGCUGGCAGAGUUAAAGACUCAGUUGGAAAAGCUUCUGAAUAAGAGGUUCAUUCGACCGAGUGUGUCACCGUAG